Messenger RNA from Oryza brachyantha (malo sina), 942 nucleotides. RefSeq lists its product as uncharacterized. The record is from RefSeq and is a predicted model, not a curated record. NCBI's taxonomy places the organism in Eukaryota, Viridiplantae, Streptophyta, Magnoliopsida, Poales, Poaceae. Bases 204 to 572 code for a protein of 122 amino acids. Gene Ontology annotation, cellular component: mitochondrial membrane. The transcript is spliced from 4 exons.
UUUUCUCCGUCCUCGCUCUGACUCUCUCCCGUACGCGGCAGGCACAGCCGGCCGGCGAGCUACCCCCUCAGCCUCUCCCUUGCGGCGGCCUAGGACGGGGCUUCUCCUCCUCUCUCCUUCCGCCGCCUGUGCUGAUCUCCCGCGAGCAGGCGCUGUCGUCCUUCACCCUCGCCGUAGCCAUAGUGCUAAGGUGAAUUUCUGCCAUGGAAACAACUCAGAAAGCUGAUCCAGUGGAGCCAGCAGCUAAGAUUGCUCGACAAGCCUCACAGUUCAAACGGUGGGGUCGGAAACAUCCAUUUGUUCGAUAUGGACUGCCACUUAUUUCUUUGACAGUGUUUGGUGCAGUAGGGCUUGCUCAUCUUAUACAGGGCAGCAAAGAAGUAACAAAGGAAAAGGAGGAUAUGGAAUGGGAGGUUGUAGAGACAACAAAAGCAUUGAGCCGAACAGGGCCAGUGGAAGGAACCUAUAAGCCUAAGAAGCUUUCACUAGAGGAUGAGCUGAAGGCUUUGCAGCAAAAGCUGGACAUAAACAACUACGACUACAAGAAGCUUCCCAGACCCAAUGAAAAAUAAGUGAAUUAAAACAUCAUUUACCAUCCUGCGAAAUGAAGUAACGCUGACUGAUACUAAAUGAGAUGAGGGAACCCCAGCAUCAUACCGGCAACAGCCUUCUGUACUGAUCUAUUAUUAUGAGAACUCUGUGCCCUUUCUGCUACCAUUGUAGAAAAUUUAGGUGAUGAUUCUUGACCGGUAGGAACCAGCAUGUGUAACAACAGCACCUGGCUGUAGUUCUGUAUGUCGACUCUUGUUAGAAUUUUUUGGUGUUCAAAUGCUGCCUCAAGCCUCAAGGGAUGGGUGAAUAAAUUGUAAAAGGGAAACUAAUCUUGACAUGUGAACAAUAGCUAUAUUGUAUGAUCUUCUUCAAAGAGAAUUUGCCGAAUCA